Myxocyprinus asiaticus (Chinese sucker) is the source of this 1224-nucleotide messenger RNA. RefSeq names its product proteasome subunit beta type-8-like. Gene Ontology annotation, molecular function: threonine-type endopeptidase activity. The transcript is spliced from 6 exons. NCBI's taxonomy places the organism in Eukaryota, Metazoa, Chordata, Actinopteri, Cypriniformes, Catostomidae. The record is from RefSeq and is a predicted model, not a curated record. Bases 314 to 1132 code for a protein of 272 amino acids. Gene Ontology annotation, cellular component: proteasome core complex.
GUAGAGCGUUUUCCUCAAAUAAAACCAACAAAAUUAUCCGUUUAAUCUCAAAUAAUCUCAAAUAACAUAUACAAAAGGUUUAUAGAAUAAAUUAAUUUACAGAUGUUAUAAGUUAAAUGUUUAUAUCUUUAAUUAAUGCAUUCUUCACAGAGUGCUCGUAAUCGAAACUAUUUUAACAGCUUCUCUAAACCUUUCGGUUUCGAGAUCAUUGUCUUCCGUGGAGAGAUCGUAUUUCCUUCAUGUAAAAAAAGUCCGCAUUUUUACUUUUACUGUUUUAAUUAUUUUUAUUAAUUGUACUCGCUUGAUAAAGAGAAUGGCUCUCCUGGAUGUCAGUGGAUUUAAACAUAAUUCCGCACUACAGUUUGGUUUUAAGCAAACGCACCUUCUCGGCCGGUCGAAUCACUAUAGUUUUGGGGCAAAAUGUCAAGAAUUCGCGGUACCAGUCGGAGUUGAUCCCUCUAAGUUUCUGAAAUCAUGUAGCUGUGAGGAUGGCGUUUCCAUAGAUCUGAAUCAUGGCACCACAACACUGGCAUUUAAGUUCCGCCAUGGAGUCAUUGUGGCCGUUGACUCCAGAGCAUCAGCUGGCAAAUACAUUGCAUCAAAGGAGGCCAACAAAGUGAUUGAGAUCAACCCUUACCUGCUGGGCACCAUGUCGGGCAGCGCUGCAGACUGUCAGUACUGGGAGAGAUUGCUGGCUAAAGAGUGCAGACUUUAUAAAUUACGUAACAAGCAGAGGAUCUCAGUGUCUGCAGCCUCUAAGCUGCUGUCUAACAUGAUGCUGGGAUACAGAGGCAUGGGCCUCUCUAUGGGGAGCAUGAUCUGUGGCUGGGACAAACAGGGUCCAGGCCUGUACUAUGUCGAUGACAAUGGCACCCGUCUAUCUGGGCGGAUGUUUUCCACUGGCUGUGGGAACAGUUAUGCAUAUGGUGUGGUGGAUAGCGGUUAUCGUGAGGAUAUGAGUGUGGAGGAGGCGUAUGAGCUGGGCCGUCGUGGCAUUGCACAUGCCACACACAGAGAUGCCUACUCUGGUGGCGUGGUCAACCUUUAUCACAUGCAGGAGGAUGGCUGGAUUAAGGUGUGUAAGGAGGAUGUGUCAGAGUUAAUCCACCAGUAUAAGAAGGGAAUGUUCUAAUCAUUCUGUACACAUUCUCUCCAAAUAGUGCAAACUCACUGUUUUAUUACUGUAUUUAACAUAGUAAAACAAUAAACUGUUCAAAAAACGAA